Sordaria macrospora k-hell is the source of this 519-nucleotide messenger RNA. RefSeq lists its product as uncharacterized. Gene Ontology annotation, cellular component: cytoplasm; mitochondrion; membrane. The record is from RefSeq and is a predicted model, not a curated record. Lineage: Eukaryota; Fungi; Ascomycota; Sordariomycetes; Sordariales; Sordariaceae.
AUGCUCAACUGGUACAAAGCCAAACUCGCCGCCCGGCCCCUCCUAACCCAAUCCAUCACCACAGCCAUCCUCUUCGGCGUAGGCGACGUCACCGCGCAACAACUCGUCGACCGGCGCGGCCUUUCCAACCACGACGUCACCCGCACGGGACGAAUGGUUUUCUACGGCGGCGCCGUCUUCGGCCCCGCCGCGACAACCUGGUUCCGCGUUCUGCAGAAACACGUGGUGAUCCCCGGUUCGGCGAACAAGACGAUCCUAGCCCGUGUCGCUGCCGACCAGGGCCUGUUUGCGCCUACGUUUAUUGGCAUCUUUUUGAGUUCCAUGGCGGUCAUGGAGGGGACGGAUGUGGGUGACAAGUUAAAGAAGAAUUACUGGGAGGCGUUGAGCACGAAUUGGAUGGUUUGGCCGUUUGUGCAGCUGGUGAAUUUCAAGAUGGUCCCGCUGGAUCAUCGGGUGUUGUUUGUUAAUGUGAUUAGUAUUGGGUGGAACUGUUAUUUGAGUUGGUUGAAUGGGAAGUAG